AUGUUUGGCGUGACAGAGCUGCCAAUUGGCUCCGACUGUGCUCUGCAGAAACGAGGCCACGAGCAUCGACUGGCCACCUCCGUUGCGGGUGGUGGAGGUGGUGACAGCUGCAACACUGACACAGAGCUCCUCUUCAAUUCCCACCCCCAUUCCAAGACUCUGAUGCGUGGGGUAAACCGCACAGAGCAUCAUGAAACAAAACAUGGAGACAAGGUAGGGGAGGAAGAAGGGAGGCGUCUCGACACUGCUGGCAUUGAAGCGGCAGGAGCUUCCAGCAGUCGCUCGUUUCGUGUACGCCUGACACAUCAUUAUAGCCCAAAGACGUAUGCACAGUCAUUGAACCCGUCGGGGAGUGCGUCCCUAUCACCAUAUGAGACAGUGGCACCCUGGUUGGGGGCUGCAGAGAGGCGUGACCGGAGCAACACACAAUGGGAGCCCUCUGUGGAGCACCAGUCUCGUGAUUGCCAACAAAACAGCCAUCAAGAAAGGGAAUUUCAUAGCGCUAUGGAGGUCACGGACCACAAAACAACAGGACGCUUCGAGUCACACGCAACACCAACAACAACGAGAACGAGGGGAAGUCAAUUAGUGAGAUCUUUCGUAAGUUUAGAGGAGAGGCCAACACAAAGAGCCCAAGAGCAACGUUUGGCUCACGAGGGAGAGGCACAACUACGACGAGAAUACGAAGCUAAGAUCGCUGAGCUUGAGGGCGUCAUCCAUGCGAAGCAGCGUGCCGUCUUUGAUGCAGAGGCUGCUCUUGUACAGAAGGAUAUAGAACAUCAAACUGCUAGAGCAUCAAUGGCCCAGAGGCUUAAUGAAGAAGCUGCAGCCAAUGCUCGGUGCAUGCUGGAAAUGACACUGGAAAAACGUGAAAAAGAAAUAGAGGAUACACAGGAAAUGCUGCGAGCAGAGCAAGCAUGUCUUGCUGGGGCUUUACAACGGGAGGAGGUCCUUCGCAGCAGAUUUCUUGUUGCUGAAGAGACCCGAGUGCUGUACCAACUUUACUUGCAGCGUCUUCUGGAGUUGUUUCGUACGCGUCCAAAAGAAGGAUUUGAUGUCUCUCUAUGCACGGGACCAUUGGUGACAAAUAGAGAUGUGCUGAAGGCAAUAGGAGAGGCGUUGCGCUCAACGGAUGCCGCAACGUAUGGUGAGACCAAUGCCACUUAUGAGUUAACUCCAGAAGGGCGAGGGAGUGGCGAUGUUGAGUUGCAGUCGUCACCCAAACUGUCACAGCAAUUGACGAAUGCCACUUUGCUCAAAAUGUCCAUGCUGGAGUCUGCAGUGUCGGACUGUAUGACACUUUGGACACGUGAGGAGAGGCGGCGUCAUGAGUACUGCAAGCAGACUAUUGAAGCUGUUGUUAAUAGUUGCAGGGAGGAGAUGGAGGCACAACUUACCCUUGUAUUAAGUGUUGUCGGAAAGACGGAGCGGCGCAUCGAUAAAUACGGGAAGAUGGUGUCGACUGCCCUGGGGGAAAUCAUGAAAAGCGGUCAUGAUAACCAAAACUGCGUGGAUGACCUGCAGAGGGAGGUGAAGCGGCUUAACCGUGAAUACGCCCAGUCUCAACGACUGCUGCAACGGGCACAAGCGGAGGUGAGUGGUCUCAAGGACGAGGUUCGACGUAUGGAUGGCGAUCGCGAGGUUGCCCUGCUGAUCCACCGGGCUGCCGAAUGCCUUGAAGAUGUUCGGCAAAGCGUGCGGGGCGCUGUCCGAUCGGCGGCACAAGACAUUGAACGAGGUACGUUAGAGUGUAACACUUUGAAGGAACCGUUUCUUCAGUCAAUGCGUGUCAUUGCACUGAAGGUGGAGGCUCAUGCAGAAAUUGCACGAACGGCGGUUCGGCGAGAGCAACGCGAAGGUGGAGGAGAUCCCAUUGAGACGGUAAUGCGACGACCAUAUUCUGUUGAUGCUGGGGAUGCGCGCCACUUUAUUCUUGGCACACCGCGUUGCAAUUUACGGGGCCUUGAUUGGCAUGCCGCCCAACUACCGAGGGAAGAUGUGGCUGGGGAGUCAAAGAAUCUAUUAAUAUUAGCGGAGUUAAACCGUGUGAUGAAAAAUUUUUGUCAGCUUCUUGAGAACAAUGCACGACAAAUGGAUAAAAACAUGGCAAAUCUGGCUCAAACCAUCGCUAGUUGGGAGGACUCCAUUGUUGGUAAGAUGAAUGAAAUUUGGGGGUUUAUGCGUGAAAUGCUUGCUGCGGGUGGUAUGACGUCAAGACCAAGGCCAGCACUGGCCGUCCAUGAAGGGGUGCAGCGGCAUGAGUGGUGCAACGAGCCACAACUGGCUCUUGGUGGCACGAACACUGACGGUAGCACAAGGGUGUUGAUUCAUCAAACGCCGCCAUUAUUUUCAUCCGCGGCUGGUGGGUUGAAAUCGUCCUGUGCAGGAAGUGUUGCCACAUCUGGUAGCUGCGCGCCUUCCGCAGUCUUUGCGUCAUCCACCACCGGUUCAGUGGAUGCCAGCCGGGCUGCAAAUGCAGCACUCACAUCGUCAUUGCGGCGCGCUCCUCUCGCCCCGCUGCAUGAAGUAGAACUGACGCCUGACGUGCCUACACGCCGUGUCAUGGAGCAGACGUCACCGCCGUCGAUCGCCGUGUCACGGACGCCGACCCCACCACCACCACCACCACCACCACCGUCGUCGCAAGUGAUAAACACGGCUCCACCGUCGCAGCGACCAAUGCAGCAUCAGCAGCAAAAUUAUUUACAUCAGCAGCGACGACUUUUUGCGGAGCCCCCGUACAACUCGCCCCUGCCCGUCAAUGACUCUAUACCCACGCUGCGGAUGCAUUACACAAGGGAGUUGGGUGGCGUUGAAGGGAAUGAGUUGCGGUUAGUGUCUGGUGCCGUUCUUUCUCGACGUGCGGCGGCGUCGUCGUAG
Molecule: messenger RNA, 2880 nt
Organism: Trypanosoma rangeli
Lineage: Eukaryota; Euglenozoa; Kinetoplastea; Trypanosomatida; Trypanosomatidae
Exons: 1
Coding region: 1-2880 (959 amino acids)
Source: RefSeq, a predicted model, not a curated record